This is a messenger RNA of Aptenodytes forsteri (emperor penguin), 764 nucleotides long. It is a transcript of the gene TMCO1, whose product is annotated as transmembrane and coiled-coil domains 1. Gene Ontology annotation, molecular function: calcium channel activity. The record is from RefSeq and is a predicted model, not a curated record. The transcript has 7 exons. Gene Ontology annotation, biological process: endoplasmic reticulum calcium ion homeostasis. The coding region runs from base 1 to 507 and encodes 168 amino acids. Gene Ontology annotation, cellular component: cytoplasm; endoplasmic reticulum membrane; endoplasmic reticulum. Lineage: Eukaryota; Metazoa; Chordata; Aves; Sphenisciformes; Spheniscidae.
AUGGCCGAGGGUAUAACUUGGGUGCUGGUAUACCGAACAGACAAAUACAAGAGAUUAAAGGCUGAAGUGGAAAAACAGAGCAAGAAAUUGGAAAAGAAGAAGGAAACGAUAACUGAAUCAGCAGGCCGACAGCAGAAAAAGAAAAUAGAGAGACAAGAAGAGAAACUGAAGAAUAACAACAGAGACUUGUCAAUGGUUCGGAUGAAAUCCAUGUUUGCCAUUGGCUUCUGCUUUACUGCCUUGAUGGGAAUGUUUAACUCCAUAUUUGAUGGCCGAGUGGUGGCAAAGCUUCCAUUUAUCCCCCUCUCGUACAUCCAAGGUCUCUCCCACCGCAACCUUCUGGGUGAGGAUUACACUGACUGCUCCUUCAUCUUCCUCUACAUUCUCUGCACAAUGUCAAUCAGACAGAACAUCCAGAAGAUGCUCGGUCUUGCUCCUUCCCGGGCUGCCACCAAGCAAGCAGGGGGCUUCCUUGGCCCGCCACCUCAGGCAGGGAAGUUCUCCUAAAGCACAGUUACAGCCUUCAUGGAAGGUCUGACCAGUGCACGAGACUGCCUUUGGGAGGUAACAAGAUGGGAUUCUGCACCAGGCUUCACAUGUCCAAAAACAGCCUAUGCAGUAUUGGCCACAGUCUUGGAAACAUCUUCCAUUUGGAGUAUUCUACCAGCAGUUGUUUGCUCAUCAAACCAAGAAGGUUCUCAGAAGAUAACUUGACCUUUUGUUUCUGGUGUUUCUGAGAAAUAAAUGGCAUGGGCAUGUUUGUU